UUAAUCCUCUUCCUCACACUUUCCCUUUUUCCGUAGUAGACCAUCCCUCUCAAAGCUCUCCUCUUCAUCUUCAUCUUCAUCAUCAUCAUCAUCAUCUUCUUCUUCUUCUACUUUUAAAUAGCUAUCCUACUUUUUAUCACAACCGAGCCUUUUCCACUCUCUUAUUUUCCUUCUCUGCCUUCAUACUGUUUUCUUCAUCUGGUCGCUUAUGGGGGAAAUGAAGAAACUUAUUUUGAAACUAGACUUGCAUGACGAUAAAGACAAGCAGAAGGCUUUGAAGGCAGUCUCCACUCUUCGAGGAAUUGAUAUGAUUGCCAUGGACAUGAAGGAGAGAAAACUUACAGUGGUGGGAAGUGUGGAUCCCAUUGAUGUGGUGAACAAACUAAGGAAGUUUUGGCACACCGACCUCCUUUCAGUUGGGCCUGCAAAAGAGCCUGAGAAGGAGGAAGCUAAGAAAGAAGAAGCAAAGAAGGAGGAACCAAAGAAGGAAGAGCCAAAGAAGGAAGAACCGAAGAAGGACAAACCUGAGAAGAAAAAGGAAGAAGCCAAGAAAGAAGAGAUCAGUCCUCAAGAGCAGAUGAUCAUGGAUCUUGUCAAGGCUUACAAGUCUUACAAUCCUCAGAUGACCACUCACUACUAUGUUCACAGUGCAGAGGAGAACCCGAAUGCUUGCGUUAUUUGCUAAUUAAUUUCUGUGUGUCGGUAAAUAAACAUCAAUGAGAAAUCUUGGAUAUAAUAGAGCGAAUAGUUUUUUUUUUUACAGCUUAUUUCUCUGUUUAGAUAUCGUUUCUUCAAUGCUUUUUAUAAAGUUUUGUGGUUGUAGCAUAUUUUUGAGGAACAGUUGUUGAAUGAACUCUGUUAUUGUUGCAGUUGUUUUACUUAAUAACAAUGGAUUGCUGUGAACUUAUUACAAA
Molecule: messenger RNA, 914 nt
Organism: Dendrobium catenatum
Lineage: Eukaryota; Viridiplantae; Streptophyta; Magnoliopsida; Asparagales; Orchidaceae
Product: heavy metal-associated isoprenylated plant protein 39-like
Exons: 3
Coding region: 209-685 (158 amino acids)
Molecular function (GO): metal ion binding
Source: RefSeq, a predicted model, not a curated record